This is a messenger RNA of Opisthorchis viverrini, 357 nucleotides long. RefSeq lists its product as hypothetical. Bases 1 to 357 code for a protein of 118 amino acids. NCBI's taxonomy places the organism in Eukaryota, Metazoa, Platyhelminthes, Trematoda, Opisthorchiida, Opisthorchiidae. The transcript is spliced from 2 exons. The record is from RefSeq and is a predicted model, not a curated record.
AUGAAUGGUUUUUUCAACAACCCGUCCACUUUUCUAACUGAUGAGUUGACCUCAGUGCAUCAAGUAAACUGGCAUGAUCGUAGGACAGGUGGUCGGUUGCAUCGCCGUGCCUUCCAUGUUGAGGCAGGUUUAAAAUGGAGAUACCUCAAGGUGGACAACGUAUGGCUGGGAGUCGAAGCAUGGGAAAAAGGACAAAGAGCUCCAUAUCAUUUGCAAGGCUCACCAGAUCCGUGGUUAGAGGCUCUCCUCGACAAGUCACACAACAUGUGCCGCUGUUGUGGGGAAUUAACUGUCGAUGGGCUUGCUUGGCUUUUUUACAUUGUUGAUAGUGUGAAAAAACUAAUCCGCAUAGUCUAG